This is a messenger RNA of Erythranthe guttata (spotted monkey flower), 842 nucleotides long. RefSeq names its product transmembrane protein, putative (DUF1218). NCBI's taxonomy places the organism in Eukaryota, Viridiplantae, Streptophyta, Magnoliopsida, Lamiales, Phrymaceae. The record is from RefSeq and is a predicted model, not a curated record.
UAAAUUGUUCAGAAGCUAUGGCGAAAAACUUGGACUUACUCGUAUGUCUGUUAAUCAUGGUUAUCGACGUUGUAGCAGGAGUUCUCGGCAUCCAGGCCGAGGUCGCCGAAAAUAAGGUUCAACAGCUCAGGCUAUGGAUAUUCGAAUGCCGAGACCCGAGUUACCAAGCUUUCAAGCUUGGCUUGGGUGCAGUGGUGCUACUGUGUCUGGCACACAGCAUAGUGAAUCUACUCGCAGGGUGCAUCUUCAUCGGAUCGAAAGAAGAACUGGAUCGAGCUUCUCCUAACAAGCAGCUCGCUGCUGCUUCCCUUAUUCUGUCAUGGGUUAUGUUGGGUAUUGCGUUUAUCCUGCUGAUAUCGGGAACGGUAGCAAACUCGAGAUCGAGAAAGAACUGUGGGAUGACCCACCACCGCCAGCUGUCGAUCGGAGGAAUACUGUGUUUUAUUCACGGGCUAUUUGCGGUUGCCUACUAUAUUUCUGCAGUUGCAGUGUUUCACGAAGAAAGGAAACUAAAUCAACAAGGCCAGGAAAACAAACCGAAUCAACAAGCACCCCCUGCCUGAGUGUCGUCUCUUUCUCGUAAUCGACAAUAUAUAUGUUCGAUUUUGCAUCUUACUUUCUACAGAUAAUUGUUCAGUAAAUUCCUAACUCAUAAUCACCAACACGUGCCUAUUCUAAUGAAGGUUUUCUACUGGGACAAAAGGAUGUGAUCGAUUUAAUGUUACAACAAGAUGUUCAUUCGAGUUUAACAUCAAGAACAUAACCACAAACAUACUACAUUAAAUAUCAACGGAGUUCAUUAUACAGCAUGCAGAACAUAAUCUUUAACUAGAAAAGAAAAA